AUGUCCAACAUCCCCUCCACAGUCCCAGAGGAAUACCGACCCGGUUUCCUUCCGCCUUCCAUUGCCAAGCAAGCUCAAGAUGAAUUACCCGGGAAGCAGAUCAAGCUCAAUCCUCAACCGCUCGAUGACGUCCUCGCAGAUGGCAGCAAGUAUAAGGCUGCUGGGAAGCUCGAAAACAAAAGGGCAGCAAUCACAGGUGGUGACUCUGGUAUCGGAAGAGCUGUGGCUAUCCUCUUUGCUUUAGAAGGCGCAGACGUGCUCAUCAACUAUCACCCUUCGGAAGAGGAAGAUGCGCAAAAUACCAAGGCUUACAUUGCGAAGGUUGCACCAAAAGCUCAAGUUGAGUUAGCUCCUCAAGAUUUGAGAGAUGAGAAGGGUGCGCUGGAGCUUGUAGAGAAGAUCAAGAAAUGGAGCGGGAACUCACUUGAUAUUCUUGUCAACAACGCCGCUACUCAGCAAGAGGUAGAACACAUUGAGGAUCUGCCAUCUGAGCAAUGGCGACAUGUCUUUGAUGUCAACAUCCAUGCCAUUUUCUAUCUCACUAAGAAUCUCAUACCUAUCAUGCCAUGGGGAGGAUCGAUUAUCAACAACGCUUCCAUCAAUCCGUUCGUUGGUCACCCCAAGCUACUUGACUACACCUCCACCAAAGGAGCUAUUGUUGGUUUCACCCGAGCUUUGUCUAACCAGAUCGUCAAGGAGAAAGGCAUUCGGGUCAACGCUGUCUGUCCCGGUCCUAUUUGGACUCCUCUUAUCCCCGCAACCAUGACCAAAGAAUCCCUCGAAUCCUUCGGUCCCAGCACCGCUAUUGGUCGAGCUGGUCAGCCAGUCGAAGUCGCCACCGCCUUUGUCUUCCUCGCCAGCGUUGACUCGUCAUACUUCACCGCUCAAUGUUUCCACGUCAAUGGAGGCUCCGCUUACUAA
Messenger RNA from Kwoniella shivajii, 921 nucleotides. RefSeq lists its product as uncharacterized. Gene Ontology annotation, molecular function: oxidoreductase activity. The record is from RefSeq and is a predicted model, not a curated record. The transcript is spliced from 7 exons. NCBI's taxonomy places the organism in Eukaryota, Fungi, Basidiomycota, Tremellomycetes, Tremellales, Cryptococcaceae. The coding region runs from base 1 to 921 and encodes 306 amino acids.